Molecule: messenger RNA, 2233 nt
Organism: Phoenix dactylifera (date palm)
Lineage: Eukaryota; Viridiplantae; Streptophyta; Magnoliopsida; Arecales; Arecaceae
Product: thaumatin-like protein 1b
Source: RefSeq, a predicted model, not a curated record
AGUGGAAGAAAAGUCCGCAAUUUUAGGCCUCGUUAGACAGGAGGCAAGGAGAAAUUCUACACUCAUAGUCAAAGUCUGUUCAACGUUGACAAAUCCGGGGGUUGCCAAACGUGUGUAAAUCCAAAACGGCUGCGGCAUGUAAUUCCGGACCGGCGGCUCUCCUCCGGCGGCUAUUUGACGCUCGGGAUCUCUUCAUAUCGACAUCAAAAAAAUUUACAAAACGAGCAGUUAUGCAUAAAAUAAGAUAAUAAAACAUUAAAAUAUUAUGCCCCCAGAGACCUGCAGCCGUCCUGCGGCCCCAUUUUGACCACGUCCCAGAGGUUUGUCCGUGAAGCCGCUGAACCAACGGCCAAUACGUUCGCAUUCCAAAACCCUCCGUUUCCCCACAAAAGUUUAAAAAACUUUAUCCCAUUAUUGUGAUGCUUCCGCUUUGAUGUAUCCAAGAGCCGUUUUUACUUGGACUCAACCCUCCCUCGGCUCUUCAAGCCUUGAAUCCUCACGUGUCCCCUCCCUGCUCUCUGUUGUUGCGGUCCAAAACCAGAGGCGAAACAGAGAGAUGCAGAGACUUGUUCAAAGAGUGAUUUGCGGAAUUGCAUGAAACGUUUGUAAAUAUCCACGCACCAGGGUCCCACUUGCAGACUGUCAGAUACGGACACAAGAGAUUCAGCUCACCUUCUCUUGCCUUCUCGCUAUAAAUUCACUCCCCUCCCCUUCAAAUUCCCAAAGCUCUCUAGGCUUCUACUGCAUUCUCGUGAAGACAAAAGCCAAUCAAAGGAACCGACCAAAAUCCUCUAAAAUGGCCAUUUCCCCAAUUCUUCUGGUCCUUCAUUCUCUUCUUCUCUUCUUCGUUUCAGUGGCUCUGUCUGCGACGUUUACGCUGACGAACAACUGUGAGUACACGGUGUGGCCGGGGUUGCUAUCGGGAGCAGGCACGGCGCCGCUGGAGACAACGGGGUUCGCGCUGGAAAAGGGGGCGUCGCAGACCCUGAAUGUGCCAUCCAAGUGGUCCGGCCGUAUCUGGGGCCGCGCCCUCUGCUCCACCGACUCCACAACCGGCAAGUUCACCUGCGUGACCGGCGACUGCGGGUCCGGCACCGUUCAGUGCUCCGGCAGCGGCGCCACUCCCCCGGCGACGCUGGCCGAGUUCACCCUCGACGGCAGCGGAGGAAUGGACUUCUACGAUGUCAGCCUCGUCGACGGCUACAACCUCCCGAUGCUGGUGACGCCGCAAGAUGCGAGCGCCGGCGGCAACUGCAGCCCGACGGGGUGUCUGGUGGACCUCAACGGUGUUUGCCCGUCGGACCUCAAGGUGCUGGCGAGCGCCGACGGGGGAAGCGAGAGCGUGGCGUGCAAGAGCGCCUGCGACGCCUUCGGGUCGCCGCAGUACUGCUGCAGCGGCGCCUACGGGAGCCCGAACACUUGCAAGCCUUCGUCCUACUCCCAGUUCUUCAAGAACGCCUGCCCCCGGGCUUACAGCUACGCCUUUGACGACUCCACCUCUACUUUCACCUGCAACAACGCCAACUACCUCAUCACCUUCUGUCCUGACACUGCCAGCCAGAAAUCGGCGGGCGAGAAUCCGGCGGCGGCGGCAGGGCUGCCCGUGAUCAACAACACGAUGGUCUUCCAAAGCGGCGACCAAGCCAGCGGCAGCCGCACUCGCGCGGCGCUUCUCCCCAUGCUUCUCGCCGUCCUCGCCGCGUCGUGCCUAUCAUCGCGUCACUGGUGACUGGCCCACGCGCCGUACAGCGACCCUGGAGCACGCGCGGUCCAUGUGCUCGCCCGCUCCCGCCGCGCGUGCCAUCGUCAUCCAUGAUGGUCCCCGAGGAACGGAAAGAAGCUCCCUCCAGAUUCCAUUCUUUUGCCCUCCCCGUUCUUAUCAAUUUUUUUUUGCCCUUAAGAUGGAUGAUUUAUAUGAUUGUCCAAAAAAAAAAAAAUAAAAUAAAACAUAUAAUAUUUUGAGAAGCUUUUGAAACUGAAGAAAACUAUAUGAAAUAUUAUAUAUAAUAUAUAUAUAUUUUUUAAGAUGCUUGUAAGGGUGGUUGCUAACUUGCUAUUGAUUGUAUUGUUCAUUGUAUGGUGAGAGGGAUUAUUUUAUUCACUGUAUUCACACCGCGCGUAGAGCUAUCACGUCGCUCUCCCGGAUGUGAAAUUGGGGGGUGGAGAAGAAAUCAAGCGGAAUAUUGUAAUACUUUUUCAGAAAUGGACAAUAUCAGCAAUACUUUUUCAUACA